AUGUACACUUCGUUAGAGCUCACUGAAUUGAUGGAUAAAUACAUCGAGGAUACAGCAGAGAUUUCCGAGAAGUCCUGGAAUUUCCCUAAGAAACAUCUUUCUGCCCAUCUCUUUGAUGAUAUUGAGGUGAAAGGUGUUUCUCAAAACUACAGCACCAAGCCUAACGAGAAAAUGCACGGCCCAUUGAAAGAUGCCUAUCAAGAUCGUACAAAUUUCAAGAACUUCGCUGAACAGGUAAAAUACAUUCGCAACAAGUUGGAUCACCUUGACACUCAGAAUUUCAGCAUGUCCAAUUCAGAAGAUCAACCUGAUACUGCACUCCAGGAGACUGAUGAAGUUGAAUCGACAGAACCAACUGAUGCACAGCAUUUUAGUCUUGGUUCAAAGCAGGCAGCAAUAUCAUUCGCAGACAUCAAGGCAGGUAGUGCGGGUAAUCCGGCGUUUGAUAGAUUUUGGAUCAAGCUAAAUGACUUUCUGAACCACACAUUUGCUGCCAACAGCAUACCAUUUCCAGGUGGACAAUGCAUCCAACUCAUUGCAAGCAACAUGAUUGUGGAAUAUCGAUUCCUUAAAGUCAAUUUUGAGUUGCUUGUUGACUGGUGA
Messenger RNA from Suillus paluster, 603 nucleotides. RefSeq lists its product as uncharacterized. The transcript is spliced from 5 exons. Lineage: Eukaryota; Fungi; Basidiomycota; Agaricomycetes; Boletales; Suillaceae. Bases 1 to 603 code for a protein of 200 amino acids. The record is from RefSeq and is a predicted model, not a curated record.